GCAAAAACUGAAAGAAGAGCUGGAAUCACAUGGGGGUUGUUGUUCGUCUAAUUCCUUUUGGCUACACCAGACACCUCUAAUUCCUCUCCCCUCUUCCUCUUCCUCUUCCUCUUCCUCUUCUCUCUCAGCCACCGCCACCUCCACCUCCACCGCCAUGGAUUUCUCCUCCUUCUUCCCGUUAGAAUAUACAGUCUGAUCAUCUCUCUCCUCUUCCUGUUUCCCUCUUUCUCUCUCCUCUGCCUUCUUCUCUGAGCAUGGCUGACGAUAAGGAAAUUUCUGCUCCCGUCGUGGACGGUAGCGAUCCGACCGGUCACAUCAUAUCCACAACCAUUGGAGGCAAAAAUGGAGAACCAAAGCAGACCAUUAGUUACAUGGCGGAGCGCGUUGUAGGAACUGGGUCAUUUGGAAUUGUUUUCCAGGCAAAAUGCUUGGAAAGCGGCGAGACAGUGGCUAUAAAGAAGGUGUUGCAGGACAGAAGAUAUAAGAACCGGGAACUUCAAUUGAUGCGUGUGAUGGACCAUCCGAAUGUGGUUUCUUUGAAGCACUGUUUCUUUUCCACUACCAGUAAAAAUGAACUCUUUCUCAAUCUGGUUAUGGAAUAUGUCCCGGAGACUAUGGACCGCGUUUUGAAGCAUUACAGCAAUGCAAACCAGAGAAUGCCACUGCUCUAUGUCAAACUUUACAUGUACCAGAUUUUCAGAGGGCUGGCCUACAUACACAGCGUUCCCGGAGUUUGCCAUAGGGAUCUGAAGCCUCAUAAUCUUCUGGUUGAUCCUCUUACGCACCAAGUUAAGCUUUGUGAUUUUGGAAGUGCAAAAGUGCUGGUGAAAGGUGAAGCAAACAUAUCAUACAUAUGUUCACGUUUCUAUCGGGCUCCAGAACUUAUAUUCGGUGCCACGGAUUAUACAACUUCAAUCGAUAUCUGGUCAGCCGGUUGUGUCCUAGCAGAGCUUCUACUGGGCCAGCCAUUGUUCCCUGGAGAAAAUGCAGUGGACCAGCUUGUGGAGAUCAUCAAGGUUCUUGGCACGCCAACACGUGAAGAAAUUCGUUGUAUGAAUCCAAAUUAUACGGAUUUUAGGUUCCCACAGAUAAAAGCUCACCCUUGGCACAAGGUUUUCCACAAACGGAUGCCUCCAGAGGCAAUUGAUCUGGCUUCCCGACUGCUGCAAUACUCACCAAGCCUUCGCUGCACAGCUCUAGAAGCAUGUGCACAUUCAUUCUUUGAUGACCUUCGUGAGCCCAAUGCUCGUCUUCCAAACGGACGCCCAUUUCCACCUCUCUUUAAUUUCAAGCAGGAGCUGUCCGGCGCCACCCCAGAGCUUGUCAAUAGGUUGAUACCUGACCAUGUGAAACGGCAGAUGGGUCUGAACUUGCAUCCGGCUGGCACAUAAAUGUGGAUAAGUUAAUAUGUUCCGUUGAUGUGUGACACAAAGGUUUUACUGUCUUUGUGGGUAAAUCACCACGGAUUGAAGGCUGACUAUUGUCAUUUUGUUGCUCUACCAAGAAGAGUACGCAAACUGCGGCGGGAUGGAUGGCUUCAUGUAAUGUGCUAUCGUUUCUACGAUUUCCUCCCUUUUCCCGAAAUUCCUUUUUGUUCCUGUACAUGUUUGAUAGUUAAAAGAUAUUCGGAGAUGGACCGGACUGGUAAGAAAGCUGGUAGAAGAGGAAAAGCUAGGAAACUGGAAAAUUGUAUUUAUAUAGCUAGGAAAGAGGGCUCUCCUAAUAGAGAAAGUUGUUGGUUGCUGCCGGAUGGGUUUCCUCUGCUUUAAUGUUGUUUCGUAUUUAAGUCCUGCGGUGGUUUGUGGUGGCUCGCUGACCUGAAUUUCCGGACAAAUAUUGUUACUUCCGCUGCUGUUUGUGCAAACUUUUUAAGUGUAAUGCGUUGUCUCGUUA
Messenger RNA from Malus domestica (apple), 1893 nucleotides. RefSeq names its product shaggy-related protein kinase eta. The record is from RefSeq and is a predicted model, not a curated record. Gene Ontology annotation, biological process: protein phosphorylation; signal transduction. Gene Ontology annotation, cellular component: cytoplasm. Gene Ontology annotation, molecular function: protein serine/threonine kinase activity; ATP binding. Lineage: Eukaryota; Viridiplantae; Streptophyta; Magnoliopsida; Rosales; Rosaceae.